Molecule: messenger RNA, 3474 nt
Organism: Capra hircus (goat)
Lineage: Eukaryota; Metazoa; Chordata; Mammalia; Artiodactyla; Bovidae
Gene: ZNF8
Product: zinc finger protein 8
Exons: 4
Coding region: 326-1963 (545 amino acids)
Biological process (GO): regulation of DNA-templated transcription
Source: RefSeq, a predicted model, not a curated record
CAGUCAUAGUAACAGAAACAACGUUGGCAGCGGGCCUCGGGCCGGGUAUUACCCCUUUAGCCCUCACGGCGCACGGUGGGCAGGGUCGGGCCUUAUCCUCUGCGCAGACGGGGAGACUGGAGCCCAGGUUGGGGUACGCUGACAUGCCCAGCUGGUGAGGGGUGGCGUCUGGGUUCGAACCCGGGCUUUCCCGUCCCCGAGUGCGCGUGCUCCGCGAGUCCUCCGGCCUUUCCGUUCAGGGAAAGGAUUUGGGUUCGUUCCCGAGCACCAGGCUGGCCCCCCGCCGAUACCCUGCCCCUCGCCCCGAAGGCCGUCCACCGUGAGGAUGGGUCUUAGAAACUGGAGUAGAGAUGCUUCAGCGUGCGGAGUCAGCCGACACCCACCCAGAGUCCCGCUCCCCGAAACCCCGGGCACCGCCUCCUGGGAGCCGGUGACUUUCCGGGACGUGGCCGUGGACUUCACCCAGGAGGAGUGGGGGCAGCUGGGCCCAGCCCAGAGGACCCUGUAUCGAGACGUGAUGCUGGAGACCUUUGGGCAUCUGCUCUCCGUGGGGCCUGAGCUUCCCAAACCAGACGUCAUCUCCCAGCUGGAGCAAGGGGCUGAGCUGUGGGUGGCGGAGAGAGGACUCGCCCAGGGCUGCCGUCCAGGCCAGGAAGCUGGACCGGAGGGUCGACCACCAGCCCGGGAGCAGGGCCUUCCUGAGGAGAAGGGGCAGGAAGGCUUCCUGGGGAAGGCGCCGCGUCGCGCCACGUCGGGGGAAGACUGGGAACGGGCGGGCGGGGUCCGGGGGUCCGAGCAGGACCAGGGUCAUUGGCGGCGACUCCAGGAAGCCCCGGUUCGGGACGGAAGUCUCAGACUCGGGGAGAGCCCCGGUCCGCUGCCGGAGGUCUCCAGGCUGGAGCGCGCGCGUGUGCCGGAAUCUCGGGGUCCGAGCUCGGCCCGUGAGGAGGCGGGCUCCCACGAGCGCGGCGAGGCGGCCGCUGCGGCGCGUCCCGUGCUGGAGGCGGAGCUGGCGCGUGGCCCCGCGCCCGACAAGCCCUACAAGUGCGCAGACUGCGGGAAGGCCUUCAACCACAACGCGCACCUCACGGUGCACCGGCGCAUCCACACGGGCGAGCGGCCCUACGCGUGCAAGGAGUGCGGCAAGGCCUUCAGCCAGAACUCGUCGCUGGUGCAGCACGAGCGCAUCCACACGGGCCACAAGCCCUACAAAUGCGCCGAGUGCGGCAAGUCCUUCUGCCACAGCACGCACCUCACGGUGCACCGGCGCAUCCACACGGGCGAGAAGCCCUACGCCUGCCAGGACUGCGGGCGCGCCUUCAACCAGAACUCGUCGCUGGGCCGCCACCGGCGCACGCACACCGGCGAGAAGCCGUUCGCCUGCAGCGUGUGCGGCAAGGCCUUCUCGCGGACCACCUGCCUGUUCCUGCACCUGCGGACGCACACGGCCGAGCGGCCCUACGAGUGCAGCCGCUGCGGGAAGGGCUUCCGGCACAGCUCGUCGCUGGCGCAGCACCAGCGCAAGCACGCGGGCGACGGGCCCUACGACUGCCGCCAGAGGCUGCUCUUCGCGCCCGCGCCCGCCUGGCCCGAGCCCCUGAGCCCGGGCGAGGGCCCGCCGCGCAGCGACAGGCCCUUCCGGUGCGGCCAGUGCGGCAAGGGUUUCACGCAGAGCUCGCACCUCAUCCGCCACCAGAUCACGCACACCCGAGAGCAGCCCCGGGCCCGGGGCCGCCGGCGCCCGCAGGCCCGCAGCCGCGGCCCGCACCUCGCGCGGUGCCCGCUCGGGCCUCCGGAGGAGAGCCCUGGGGGCGGGACGAGGGCGGGGCCGCCCGCCGGCAGGGCGCUGGCGCUGUUUGACCUCCACGAGAUCAUGCAGGAGAAGAACCCGGUGCGCGUUAUUGGGGUGGAAGAGCCCGCCGUGGGCACGUCCGUGCUGUUUGACAUCACGGAGUCCACGUAGGGAAGGAACGCGGCGGAUGACUGUUGAACCGCAGGUACAGAAAUGUGGUACGUCCACACGGUGUAUUUCUGGAAGGGGGCUGAGGGUAGAAAUGCCCUCAGAUUUCCUAAGGCAGUGGUGCUUGCAAACACCUGAGAUCACUGAUUGUCCAGAGUCUCAAACCCAGUACUCAGACAUGAAGUCAGAGGUAACGGAACCUACACACGUGUGUAAUGUUGAAAAACCCAUAUAUGUCCCUGUUUUGUAAAGGAUACUUAAAGCAAAAGACACUGUCAGUAGGUCACGUCGGCUGAAUUGCUGCCUCGCUCUCUGGUGGCGACCAUCGUGCCUGGAGACUUGGGGCGUUGCCUGUGGCUUGCCAUCUGGUGCAUGGGGUUACCCACAGACACAUGAGGAGAGGCCUGUGUGGUUGUGAUAUCACCAAAGUGGUGACUAAAGCUUGGGAAAGAUUUGCACAAAACAGAGGCAGCUGUGUUACUGGAAGCUUUUGUCUAGAUUCUAAACAUGCAGGAAUUCAUAUGUGGAGUCAACCCAAGCCGCAGUUCCUAUUUAUGGAAAGGAGUCGCAGACACACCCAUGGCUGCUGGGGUCCAUGUCUGCACUUGAGAGUCGUCAGAGCAGGCCUGGCAGCCACACUCAUGCCCAAAUCAAGCAACAGAGGAUUCCCCCGUGAAAUCCCACAGCUUUCCCUGGGGGUGUCACGGCUCCUGUUAGAAACCAUGGCCUUAGAUUGGCAAUGUUGCCUGCGAUGGAGGGUCUCACUCAGAGUGGCUUUGUUCCCCAGGGGAUACUUGGCGAUGUCAUGACUGGCAGAGGGGAGCGGCGGCAUCCUGUGGGGGAGGUCGAGGAUGCUGCUGAGCAUCCUGCAAAACCCCGUCACCAAAGAGCCACCUGGCCUUGAGGUGGAGAAGCCUUGCCCCGCAUAAGAGGUAGCUUCCUGACUCUGGAAGUCGCUCAUCAGGGCUUCGCUGACCGUCCUUUGCAUUCGACUCCAACACAUGCCGUCGAGCACGUGCACGUUUUCUUUGAGUGAUUAAUUCCGCUGUUUUGCAACAUUGGUAGUUGGUGUGAGGAAAGAGAAUCCGCUUAUUUUUCUGAGUAAUUUUAGCAUUUUAUUUUGGACAUUCCACGUGCUGAGACAUUUUCACUGGCACCCCUGUGGCCAUAGGAUUAUUUUUACAUCAGCACCAGAAAUCUUGUCAUUUUAUCAGUUUUUAAAAAUAUCUCUAAAAAGCAUGGCCCCUGAUGACAAAAACCGUUUUUAUAGUCAUUCUGAGCUAUCAUUUGCCUUUUUCACUAAGUUGAUGUUUACACUGAUAGUGCGAAUCCAACACUGGGUAACACUGCCAGAGUCUCAGAAUCAAGGAAGUUGCCCCGAGGUCACUGUCCAUAUUUUUCCUUCCCUGGCAUUUCAGUAAAGGGGGUCGGGGGGUGGGGGGAUGGUUUCACUUAAGAAUGUCUGUGAUGAAGCAGGAAAAAGUAUUAAUUUCAUUAAAUCUUGAGUAAAACUA